This is a messenger RNA of Mercenaria mercenaria, 4790 nucleotides long. Its product is annotated as ATP-dependent DNA helicase Q4-like. Gene Ontology annotation, cellular component: chromosome; nucleus; cytoplasm. Gene Ontology annotation, molecular function: 3'-5' DNA helicase activity; nucleic acid binding; ATP binding. The record is from RefSeq and is a predicted model, not a curated record. Gene Ontology annotation, biological process: double-strand break repair via homologous recombination. The coding region runs from base 157 to 4728 and encodes 1523 amino acids. NCBI's taxonomy places the organism in Eukaryota, Metazoa, Mollusca, Bivalvia, Venerida, Veneridae. The transcript is spliced from 22 exons.
GAAAAUAUUAUGUAAGCGUCGAAGCGAUAAAGAUUCCCCGGGAAAAGCUGUCAAAUUUAUAAACAUGGAAAUGUAAACAAAACAGAAGUCUGCAUUUGUUGUCGGGUGACACUGUUUCAUUUUAACGAAAAUAUAACUAAAUAUUACUAGCUAAGAAUGGCAGAUGCUGUAGAAAUAAAGAAAGUCUUAAAGCAGUGGGAGACAGAGUUCUGGAAAGAACAUGGUCGAAAACCAAACAAGACUGACAUUGACUCUGCUCCAGGUGAUAUAAAAGAAACUUAUGUGAAGUAUACAAAAUUAAAGAAGUCUGCACCAUCAUCAGGGAAAGUGGCUGCAAAGGAAGACAACUCUAAUUCUGAGAAAACUGUGCCAAGGACAGCCAACGUCCCAACAGAAAGCAGUGAACAGAAUGUGCAAGAUAUAGACAAAGGCAAGAUAACAAAUGAGAAUUUAGAUAUGAAAAAAGAGGGGAUAGAUGAAAAUUCUGAUUCAAACAAAGGGGAAGUAACAAAUGAAAAUUUAGGUAUGACAGAAGCGAAUGAUAAGAACAGUGCAGAUAAAGUUGAAGUAUGGGGAAGUCAGUUUGAUAGGAAAGUGACAAAAAUAGAAGACACAACUUCAGGAAAAGAACGUCAAACUGGAGGGAAUAAACCAUCGUUUCUGAAGCAUUUGGGAGAAAAAAUGUACCAACAGUCACUGAAACUGAACAAAGGACAGGUAACAAAACCAAGUGCAAAACUAUGGAGAAAACCAGAUACACCUAGGCCAAUAAAGCCUUAUAAACCAGACAGUGAAUCAGCUGACAGUCUAUCUGAUAAACUAGAAAGUGCAGCAGUAAAGACAGGUGCAGAUGAGGUUGAUGGCAGUUUCAAUCCAGCAGGAGAGCAAAAGCAUGCAAACUUUGGAAAAGUUUUUGAAAAGGCUUUGUCUAUUUCAAAACACAAAGGCACUAUACAAGGAUCAGACACAGAUUCCGAUGUAUUUAUGAACAAAUACCAAACAAAAGCCAAACCCAAACAGUCCUUUCUCCCGAGCAAUUUAUCAAGUUUAAUUAGUAAACAUAGACAAGAAAUGGUGAUAGAAGAAGAGUUUGAAAACGAGGAAUUUGUCGUUGAUAAUAAAACAGAUUUUAAUGAUGAUGAUGACAAUGAUGAGGAAACAGGUGGCCAUUCCUGGAAUGUUCCAGUGUCUAAACUAAUCAGAGAUGAUGAAAAGGAAGCAGUGAAGAAAUCUAAAAGAAAUAAUGGGAAGAAAGAUAGUGACAGUGAAAAUGCAAAAAGGACAUGGAAAAAAGUGAGUAGUGAAAAUGUUGAUGAAACUGAUUUUCCAGCUGUUAAGUCAAAAGAUAAAGGUAGAACAGGCAUUGAAAAACAAAACUCAGAAAAUGUUUCCGGUUUUAGUUUAUCAAAUAAAGUGAGUUCUGGAUCAGGAGUAGAAGCAGAUGAUUCAAGGUCUAAACCUCAGCAGAAAAAAAUGAUCAGAAGUAAAUCUUGUGAUGAAAAAGAUACUGAUGUUGAAGACAAUUUUGAUACAUUUGAAUUUGAUGAUGGUUCAGACAGUGACAGUCCUAAACAAAAACCUAAAAGAAAAACAGCAGCAAAAUCUGCCAAAGCCAAGGGUGCAACAAGGGCAAAGAAAACAGCCAAAAGGAAGGCAAAUAAUUCUGAGGAAGAUAUAGAAGAGAAAUCUGUACAAAAUUCUGAUGCAAGUGAUGAUGCUGAGGAAAGUGGUGUAAAGAAAAGAAAGAAAGUGUUGAAGAGUCAACCUGCAGCAAAGAAAAGGAAGACAAAUGCUGGAUCUGUGGCUGUGGAUGAUGAUGGGCAAGUUGCAACCUCAACAGUUGUUAAAAAACCUACAAGAGCUAAGGCAAUUUCUAAUGACAAUUUCAUCAAAUUGAAUAUGAAAAUAAAGACAUACAAGCGUAAAGGUAGACACAUGACGGGUCCGCAGUACAAACGUAAAAUGUGGAAAGAGAAAAUGCAGGCCCGCAGUAAAAGUUAUGGAGACGCCUGUUUCAAGUGUGGCCAGUCGGGACAUUGGGCAAAUAAGUGCCCAGGUGGACAGUCUAAAAGUCAUUAUGAUAAAGAACCAGUCCAGGAUGAAGAUUUUCCCAGCAUGCAAGAGGCAGCCAUGAUGGCAAAGGGUUGUCAGGUACAGAAAUCUGUUAAGACAGAAGCAAAAGUCAGAGAAAGUCAAGAAAAGCUUGCAGCAGAUGAGCAUUCAGAAACCGUGCCACCAGAUGUUACUGCUUUGGAUGAGGAAGACAUUGAUCUGGAGAUACAGUCUGGCAUUGUUAGGUCUCGUCCCGACACAGCCACGGCACCUCCAGCAAUGAAACCACUCAUUGAAUGUGGGGAAGAAGAAAAUGUACCAGAAACUCCUGAUUUUGUUCUGAAAGGGUUGAGAAAGUUUGGAUUUGACUGCUUCAGACCAGGACAGGAGGAAGCUGUCAUGAGAAUACUUUGUGGUCUAUCUACACUGGUUGUGUUGUCUACUGGAGGGGGCAAGUCCUUGUGUUACCAGUUACCAGCUUACCUGUAUUCACAGAGAUCAACAUGUAUCACACUUGUGAUAUCACCUCUUGUGUCCCUCAUGGAAGAUCAGGUAACUGGUUUACCAAAUGGAAUACGAGGUGUAUGUUUGCACACCAAUAUGACGGCACAUCAGCGUGAGAAUGUUCUAGAGGCGGUUAAGUCUGGGAAGGCACAGUUUCUGUUGGUUUCUCCGGAGGCUAUCGCUGGCGGCAGUAUGUCAUUGAUAGCAUCUAUGUCGUCUCUACCUCCGGUGGCGUUUGUGUGUAUAGACGAAGCUCAUUGUCUCUCCGAGUGGUCCCAUAACUUCAGACCUUCCUACCUUAGACUGUGUAAAGUUCUGCAGGAGAAAGUUGGUGUGCAGUGUUUUCUUGGACUGACAGCCACAGCUACCCUGUCGACAGCAUCUGAUGUUGCUCGUCAUUUAAAGAUCUCGGACUUUAAGAAGGCGACGGUGAGAGGUUCACCAAUCCCAGCAAAUCUUAUUUUGUCUGUGUCCAGAGAUGAGAGUAGGGAACAGGCUUUGAUUGGUCUGCUGAAGGGUGAGAGGUUCGGAAAUUUGGACUCAAUCAUUAUAUACUGUACACGGCGCGACCAGACUGACAAAGUAGCAACAAUCAUAAGAACGUGUAUGAAUACGGGGGCACCUGCAGAGAAGCUUGUCAGUAAAGGUCGUGGCAAACGGCCGAAAUUGGAGUGGGACGCAGAAAGUUAUCAUGCCGGUUUAACUGCCGCACAGAGAAAACGAGUCCAAAAUGCGUUUAUGGCUGGCAAGUUACGGGUUGUCGUGGCAACAGUAGCAUUUGGAAUGGGGCUGGACAAGUCUGAUGUAAGGGGGGUAAUCCAUUACAACAUGCCGAAAAGCUUCGAGAGCUAUGUGCAGGAAAUAGGUCGUGCCGGUCGUGAUGGAGAGAGAGCAGAAUGUCAUGUGUUCCUUGAUCCAGAGGGGAAAGACUUGUGCGAGCUAAGACGACAUACGUAUGCAAAUACAGUUGAUUACAGAACACUGAAGAAACUUGUACAGAAAGUAUUGCCUCCCUGCCGUUGUAGAGAUGUACAUGAACGGCAUGCUCAAGCAAAACUUGAGGCUGAAAUGUUUGAUGAUGACUUUGAUAUGGAUACACUUGAUGAACCAUCAAAACCUGAUACAGAAGCUACCAUGGAAAUUGAUGGACAAAGUGGACAAAACACAAGUGUGAAUAAUAGUGGAUCUUCUGAAUCAGGUCCUGGGUUAGAAACCAGUGAGAAAAAUGCUACAGAGAAGGCAAGGUUGUGUCCUGGACAUGAGAGAGCAUUACCUAUACAGGAAACAGUUAUGGAUCUAGAUGUUAAGGAGGAAGGUAUUUCAACAUUGUUGUGCUAUUUGGAACUUCAUUCAAGCCAGUGGUUGGAGAACAUGUCUAACGUUUAUGCUUCAUGUAAAGUGCAGUGCUACGGAGGACCCAGUCAGCUACAAGCAAUAGCAAAAAAGUGUCCCCCUGUUGCCGUGGCAAUAGCUUCUGCUCGUAAGGAUGGGAAGAACUUUAGUAAUGCCAAUAGUAUAGAGUUCAGGGUGGUGGACGUGAGUGACACGAUGGGUUGGGACAGUGGACCUGUGAAGAAAGAAAUUAAACUCCUGCAGUGGAGUUUUGAUUCAGGUGGUCCAAAGAGAACUGGAAUAAUGGUAGAGUUCUCUGAUCUUGCCUACCACUUUAGAACACCUGGAGACUUCACUACUGAGGAGCUAGAUGACAUACUGCAGUUCCUGCAUGAGCGUAUUCAGCGGCAAGAAAAAUCUGAGAUUCGGAAUCUGUCAUGUCUGUAUCAGGCAUUGAAAAGUGUAUCACACAGAAAUCACUGGAUGUGUUCUGAUGAGGCUGACAUGAGUAAGAAUGAUAAACUGAAGGUGAUUUUGAACCAGUACUUUGACCAACAGUUAGUAAAUGUUGAAGAUGAUCAGAAGGAAAUGCAGGAUGAGCCAAUUCCUGAAUUUUCCCAUGGGCAGUUAGUGACAGACAUUCGAGCAUUCUACAAUUUAUAUGGACAGGAGCAUUCCCUAAAUGGCAGAGCAAUAGCAAGAAUUUUCCAUGGAAUAGCAAGUCCCUGUUUCCCGGCGACAACCUGGGGCCGUGUACGACGCUUUUGGAGGAGUCAUCUGGAUGUUGACUUUAAUACUCUAAUGAAAAUCGCAACCAAAGAAUUGAUAUCUUUCAGAUAAUGUUUUUGAAUUGUGAUCUCUAUUCAUAACAGAAUAAAUGCCUUUAUAUGAAUAAACCAUAA